Messenger RNA from Lingula anatina, 1735 nucleotides. Its product is annotated as nuclear receptor-binding factor 2. Lineage: Eukaryota; Metazoa; Brachiopoda; Lingulata; Lingulida; Lingulidae. Gene Ontology annotation, biological process: autophagy. The record is from RefSeq and is a predicted model, not a curated record.
GCGUGCGUGACAACAAUCUCAAUAAAAAAAUCUCUGUGUAACUCCUCACCUUUUUUGAUGGAUAGAGUUAUUUUCACAUAAGUAUUGAAACUGGAAGUAGAUUUUUUUCAUCCAAUGAUACAACUAGGUUGUAGAAGUCCGACGUGAAACUGAAAUGUGUAUUUCCUCACUGGACAGUGUUAGCAGUAUUUUAUUUCCUAUUUUGAUUUUGACGAAGCACUGAUAAACACACAAUCAGACCGCUGCCAUAUGAGAAAUGAUGGAUUCGCCGCUAAACAAGGCCCAUCGACAAGAAAGAAAGGCAGAAGCUCUUCUAAGAUCUGGAAAAUUUGAUGAAGCUGUAGAGUGCCAUCAGCAAGCAGCAGAGUAUCUCCUUAAGGCUCAGUCCCUUACAAGGGUAGAAAAGGCUCUAGAAUCCCUUCAGCUACAGCAUGACCACCAUAUCAAGCAAAAGGCUGUCAUCAGAGCAAAGCAAAGAAAGGCACAGUUGCAGAAGCAGCAGCAGAUGGAUUCCAAUGAUACUACUAUAACUAACAUUGCAUCUCUGUCUGACAAUCUACCACAGAUGUCAGGGUAUUCAGACAUGCCAACAGAUGUUACUGGUGGCCAGAUGGAGGAAGAAACAUUUAAGACCAUGGAGGAAACAGAUUCUUUACUGUUCUUUUUACAUAACCGUGCUAUAUCUUUGGGUAUGGAUUCACCAAGACCAUGGCCAAACAGACACCUCAUUCAGACUGCAGUAAAGGCUCCCAAAGAUGACAAAAUGAUUAUUGAAGAAUUAAAGACUCACAAUCUGGCUUUAAGGUCACACAUAGAACAGCUUUUAGGAGAAAACGCAAAUUUGCACGAGGAAUUGAAUAACAUAAAAAAAGAAAAUGAGGAGUUAAAAACAAAUAAUCACAUCAAACCUGUAUAUGUUGAUGAUGAAAAUGAUGAAGAAGAACGGUUUUACUCGAUUCCACCACACAUGAAUUUGUCAGACUUGCCUUCACUUGAAUUACCUCCACUGGAAAUGCCUCUUUUUGACUUUGAUUCAAUAAAAGCAAAAAUGAAUUCUAACUCAGAUACAUAAAUCUGAAUGGCAGGAGUAAUUACAUGCAUGUUGCAGAGAUAGCUUUCAAUUGGCCAAUUGUUGUAGUGGAGAUGUACACAGUUUGGGGAACAGUUACUAGUACAUUCCUAACAUUGAAUCAUUAUUCAACAACUGUGGCACCUUAUGUACUCCCAGCAUAAGGGUGAAUGCUCAGUGAUUGAAUGUUUUUUAAUCAAGAGUGUAUAGUGGACCUUUCUAAAAGUUGAGAUUUUCUUAAUAUUAAAUUGAUUGGUUUUUAUGUACAGACAUUGAUAUCAUUGCAAUUUGUCAUUCAAUCAUUCACUUUGUUUAGGAUUUCAGAAUAGAGCAAAUUGUACAUUCAAAAUAGUUCUAUUGAUAUUUUUCCCAUCUCAACAAUUUUCUUUGUUGAUCAUAUAAAAAUGACAGUUAAUUGAUUAUUUCAUGUAAAAAAAAUGUUGAAAAUUGAAAGAAACUAAUUUCAGUACAUGUGUCUCAUGCUAUUAGAAAGUGAAUGGUGUUUUGUAAAUUUUGUGAUAUCUUUUUUCUUUUAUAACUGAAGGCAAUGGGGAGCUAGUGUUUGGUAGCAUUGGCUCCAAAUGAAAAAAAAAAUUGAAAUCCUAGGUCAGCCAAGGGAACUGGUGUUUAUGAUUUGAUUAAUAAAAUGAUCUGUUAUUGCUAGAA